Messenger RNA from Phytomonas sp. Hart1, 508 nucleotides. The record is from the annotation of a GenBank genome assembly. Lineage: Eukaryota; Euglenozoa; Kinetoplastea; Trypanosomatida; Trypanosomatidae.
GUUUUCGAGUUUAAAAUGCUCUACGAACUUUUUGUGCUAGUUGCAACUUUAGCUUCAACUUUUAUGGCUGCGGAUACCACUGCGCAUAUCUUAGAUGUCAAUCCAGAGCGUAUUUCCAAAAUAUUAUUGUAUAUUUGGAUCGGUACUCUAGUCUUAACGUUGCUAGAUGGUGACUGGAUGAGUACCUUGGGAUGUGUUCAUACGUUUUUUUACCUUGCCUGUGCACUUUUAGCAUAUAUGUCUCCAGGUGAGGAUAAUCUUAAAAGGGAUUACAUUCGGAUUCCAUUGACUAUAUUUGUCCCUACGUUUCUCAGCUUUUACAUUAUGCAUUAUUCUACACAAUUUGAAGAAUGAUCUAAAUGGGAUCAUAUAUAGUCGUAUUUUAUCCGCACGCUAUGACCUCAAUAUAAUAAUUGUGAAUUAUUAUUAUUGCAAUCUGGUCUUCAUGAAUUGUAGAGUUAUUCUAUUAUAAUAAUAAUAUUUUUUUCGCUUUCAAUAUAUAGAAAGA